Molecule: messenger RNA, 4724 nt
Organism: Drosophila innubila
Lineage: Eukaryota; Metazoa; Arthropoda; Insecta; Diptera; Drosophilidae
Product: ataxin-2 homolog
Exons: 4
Coding region: 881-3238 (785 amino acids)
Biological process (GO): cytoplasmic stress granule assembly
Cellular component (GO): cytoplasmic stress granule
Molecular function (GO): RNA binding
Source: RefSeq, a predicted model, not a curated record
UAUCGAUAUAAUGUCAUAUCAGUUGAAUUAAAUAUGCAGUUCAGCUAACUUUUGUGCAACCUUGCUCGUUUAUCGCAGCGAAUAAAAAUAUAAUUAGAAACAAAUAUUAUAUUUAACAGACUUUAAACGACUUAAGCGCCGUCGCUAUUGCUCGUUUUUUGUCCAAACAAAGCUAGCCAGUGAAAAGCGCUUAAAUAAGAGGCGAGGCAACAAUUGAUGAAAGCAGAAAUUCGCAAAAAUCGAGCAGCGAGUGCGAGUGAAAAAGAGCAAAGGCAGCAAAGAGAAGAAGCAGAGGUGUAAGAAGAAGAAGGAGGAGGCAAAGCAGAAAACGACCAGCCACAAAGCACGAAAGGCUAACCCCCAAAACAAAAAAGAAGUGCGUGAAUAUUUAGCAAAAUUAACGCCAGACCGCCAUAAGUGUUUUUGUAGUUAUUAUUGUCGUCGUCGUAGUUAACGUACAUACAAUAUAUUGUUUUUGAUUGUUGCUCAGUAAAAAGGUGUUGAAUGCUGGGUCCGGGUAACGCGAAGAAGAAGAUCGGGCGACAACUCCUCCAUUAAGCGAGCAUACUGUCGACAUCGUUCCGUUCCCGUUCCGUUCCCCGUCAACGUCUCUGCGCUCUCUCUCUCUCCCCAUUUACGUUGUGUGCAUCGUGACGUCGCCAAGCGAAUUUCAGAUUCAGCCACCCAGAAAAGACACAAAGCAAAAAGAGAGACAGCAACAAAAAUACAGAGAGAACAAAAACUAGACGAAGACCGAAGAAACGCAUAUAAAUAAAAUUCAGAAAUUCGGAAAUUCUGAAAUAUAAGUACAACAAUAGUGCGUUCGUCGACUUUUGGUGCUGCUGGCAAUUGGCAAUUGGCUUGCCCAUCUUCUUCUAUUAUGAACAACAAUAGCAAGCGGAAAAGUCGACCUAGUGGAGGAGGUGGCGGAGGAGGUGGCGGUGCCAGCGGCGGCAUCUCAAGAUACAACGCUAACGACAACAGUCUAAGGCCAGCGAACAAUAAGGCGACAGUGGGCGGAGGUGGUGGUGGAGGGGGCGGAGUUGGACGCUCUUUGGCGCCGGGCGUCUACAACAACACCUUCUUCAUGCACUCGGCAACGGCGCUGGUCGGCAGCGUUGUCGAGGUUCGUCUGCGUUCGGGAAAUACGUAUGAGGGCGUUUUUCGCACAUUUUCCGGAAACUUUGACAUUGCACUGGAGUUGCCAGCGUGCAUUAAGCCCAAGAAUCAGUCCGAUGAGGGCAAAACAGUGCCCAAACACAUAAUAUUCCCGGCGGACACCGUGGUAACCAUAAUAGCCAAGGACUUUGAUUCGCAAUAUGCGACAGCCGGCGCCUUUCAGACCGACGGCGCCAUAUCCGACAAGUGCAAUGUUAUUCCCAGCUCCACACAGUAUCGCAAUCAGGGUCACUUGAGUGGCGCCUCCAAACUCAAUGGUGGUGACUCCGGGCCAAAUACGGGCAAACCCUUGCCCCAACGCCAGAUGCGUCAAUAUCAAGGAUCGCAGAGCAACUCAUCGCUCAAUUACGGCGGCGAUGCACAGUCGCAGGCAAUGGGCAAACCGAUGCACAGUGGUCACGUGCAUGCUGGACACAACAGCAACUCGCCGCCGUUGCAGACAGGCGGACCACAGCAACAACAACAACCACAGCAACCGCCGCCACCACAGCAGCAGCAGCAACAGCAACAACAACAGCAGCAACAUCAGGGACAGCCAGGACGUCAGUUGCGUACGCGGGACAAUCAGUUGCAGGAUCUGCGUCAGUUUGGACAGGACUUUCAGCUGGCGAACAGCAACAAUUCGCCACCACAACAACAACAGCAGCAGCAGCAACAACAACAGCAUACGCUGCAACGUGGCAGCUUGCAACAAUCGGUGUCACCACCACAGCAACAACAACAACAGCCGCAAUUGGUGGCAAUGCAGCUGCAUGUGCCGCCACCGCAUCAUCAUCAGCAACAGUUGCCGCCACCACAGCAACAGCAACAACACUAUGUGCCUCAGCAGCAACAACAACCGCCACCACAACAACAACAGCAUGUGCAGCAUAUACAGCAAAAGGCGCCACAGCAACAACAACAACAGCAGCAGCAGCCGCCACCACAGCAACAAUUGCAGCCGGCACCACAGCAGCAACAGCAACAACAGGCGGCACAGCUGUUGCAGGAAUCGCCACAGCCCAUUUAUCAUGUAAUAGCAGCACCAACAGUUGCUGCUGUGCAACAACCACAAACUUCACCCGUGGUCAUCACUUCACCUGGUCCAUUGUUGGAGCAACAGCAGCCACCACAACAACAGCAACAACAACAGCCUCCACCAAAAGCAGAUGCCACGCCUUCACCCAACAUUGCUGCCGGUGUUGGUAGCAAUGUCACGCCCACUGGCAUUGUUACCACACCAACAACAGCGGCAACAGUUGCUGCUGCUGCUGCUGCCGGAGACAAGACAACGCCAGUGGCAAAUGCAAAUGCUGGAACAGCUGCUGCUGGCACCACGGCAACAAUUGCUGGCGUCGGUGGCGGUGGCAACACACCAAGUGGCAGCACGCCCGUUGUCAAGAAACCGCAUGUCUUGAAUCCGUCGGCAAAGCCAUUCACGCCACGCGGUCCCAGCACUCCAAAUCCAUCGCGACCACACACACCACAGACUCCGGUGCCGCAGAUGCAGGCGAUAUACACGACAACAACAGCUGGACACAUGCCGGCGAGCAAUCAACAGAUUGCUUACAUGGUGCCGCAACAUGCAUUCCAGCCACCCGCCCAUCCAGCUGGACAGGCAACGCGCAUGCGUCGCAGCAACUAUGCUCCAAUGAAUGCAUCGCAAAUGCAAUUGACAGCCACGACGGCAACUGGGCAACCGUUGAUGGCGACAGCACCGUUGCCACAAUUCAUCCAAUACCCGCAUCCACAACAUUUCCAACCCCAGUAUGGGUUGCCGAUGCGCUUUUGUCCGGAGUCGCAGCCGCAACAGUUGCAGUUCUUGGCACAGACGCCGCCAUCGACGACACCGUCACCCGGUCAGCCGCAUCAGACGUUCCAUCCGCCACCACAGCCCUCCCCUGCCGGCGGGGGACUGCAGCCGUCAUAUACACCGCAAACACAGCCGCAGGCAUACCAAUUCAUGUGUCUACAUACCCCGCAAAUUAUAUCCAAUCCAUAUUUCCCGGCGGCGACGCCACAACAUCCGCAACAGAAUCAACAGAUUCAACUUGUCAUGCAGCAACAUACCACGCAGUGAAAAAAUUAAAACAUAACCGGAUAACCGUAUGGAAACCGCAUCAGUCCCUCUUCCUCUUCACCCUCCUUAACGUGCACAGCAGCAACAACAACAACAUCAAGAACACCACAUUAUGAAUCUACAACCCACACACACACACACACACAGUCUUGCAACGCUGGGAAUUCAUAUUGUCUGGAUUAGAAUAUGUUAUUUUCUCGCCUCUCCAGCAAAACUUGUAAUGUCUGCGAAUUCAUCAUGUUGCAAGCAACAUUCAACAUUCAACAUUGCAAGUGAAAAACCAACAACACCAACUAGGAAAUUAUAAAAAUAUAUAAUUAAAGCAAAAAUGGGAAACUAGAAAAUUUUGUCAAAUUGCCACAGAGAAGAUGAGCAACAACCACAUUAAAUGAUGUAGAAGAACGAAAAAAAAAAACAAUAACUAACCCAUAAAAAGUCGAUAUCGAUGAAUGGUAUUACCUAAUUAUGUAUAACCAAUCUCAAGCAUCGAGUUUCCUACUCAAGAUAGUUCAAAAUUGAAUGAAAUUGUGCUGUAAAAAAAAAAAUAAAAAUAACUAUCAAAACAAAUAUUGAACUGAAAGCAAGCACCUAAGGCCCAAUUAUAAAAUCAAUGAGAAUAACAAAUCAUUAUGAAUUUUUGUAAAAUUGCUUAAAGCGUAAAUUCUUAAAUUCAAUCAAUAUUUGCUUGAGAUCAAAUACAUCAUUAAAACACACACAACAAUGCAAAUAGAGAAGCAAUAAAUCCAAAAUCAUCAUUCCAAAAUUUAAAUCAGAAACUAGAAAUUUUCCAAAAAUGCAAGCAAAGUGUUGAGAAAAAGAAAUGAGUUCAGUUAAAUGUAUUUUCUCUCUAACCAGAAAUGCAAUUGUAAUUAAGUUUCGGAUUGUAUUCACAUUUGGGAUUGUCCAAGUUAAGAAUUGCUUAACAACAAAUUAGAUACUUUGUUAUGCCACAAAUAAGCUCGAUAAUCCCACUAUGAAUAUGAAUGCAUAUUUCUUGUGUACAAAACUUUGCUUGCUUGGCGGAAAAAUGCGACAGACGCGAUGAAUAUGAAUUGGGGAGCAGAUUAAUAGAUUAAUUAUGUCAAAAUUUGUAAAAAAAAAAAAAAAAAAAAAACUGAUUGAUUUGAUUGAAAUUUAAUUUUGUUUUCAACUUCUACAACAUUCUCAACACGAAAUUAGUCUCGACUUGCAAAUCAACAAGAGAUUUAUUUCAAACACUUUUCAUUUAUUAUUUUUUCUAUUCCUAUUUUUUAUUUUUUUUCUUUUGUUUAUUUUUUGAACAAGAUGAAGAAGAAGAAAGAGAACAUUUCUAAGAGCGCGAGUCUGAGUCGGGUUUUUGGGUUUUAGUGCCUCCGUUGUCCAUCAGAGAAAACGUCUUAAUCCUUUGCCAGUCUUUAAUCAGUUCGAUUAUUAUUCAGUCUGAUCAAGAUGCAUCAUCUGUUGUGGUCCUGUUUUGUUUUGUAAAGUUUCCUUAAAUGAAAAAAAA